UCCGAACGAUUCACAGUGCCACAUCACGCCACCGAACACCGUAACCACUAUGCAGACACUCUGGAUCCUGUGGGCCACUUUAGUAACGAUCGGUGCGAUUGAAGCAUCCGCACUGUUCACUCCCUAUGUGCCGGUCCAUCCCUUAGACGAAGGAUACUUUCCACGGCCCAAGCACUUCGGCGUGCAGACGGAGCACCCGUACGUGAGGUUUCCCGAAGAACACCGUUUUGUGGUACCCCGGGGGUAUUUGGCACCGUGGCAAGGACACGUUGAGCAGCAGCUACUCGUGCCGAAGGGCCAAUACGUGAGCUUCGUCGCUGGACCAAGCUCGCUGGUGGCCUACGUGCCCGUCCGAGCAGGAUCGCAGGGUCCCUGGGCCGUACCGAAUGUGUUCAUCAACGGGCAGGGCUACAGCACGAACCACUACAUCGCACCAUCGGUGAUGAAGAAGUACCUGGUGCAGGACCCUCGGUGA
This is a messenger RNA of Anopheles bellator, 475 nucleotides long. RefSeq lists its product as uncharacterized. The transcript is spliced from 2 exons. The coding region runs from base 50 to 475 and encodes 141 amino acids. Lineage: Eukaryota; Metazoa; Arthropoda; Insecta; Diptera; Culicidae. The record is from RefSeq and is a predicted model, not a curated record.